AACAAAACUACAAAAGCACUUACGCAAAACUGAUUCAGCCUCCAUAACACAAUUUCACAAAUAUUUUAUUUCCAAUUAUUUCCCAUAAUGUUUCAUUUCAUUUAUUUUAGAAUAAUUAAACACAUAAAUUACGAGUAGUAGUUAUAUAUACACCCACAAAUCUUUGUCAUUUGAGCACAAUACCUUAGGCUUGGGCAAAAAGCCAGGCCUAAUUUAAAAAAACAAACACAAAAACAACCACAAAUAAUGGCUUCAAUGGCAGCUAUUUUCACCAAAACCCCAACAAAUCCAUCCAUCUCAUUCCCAAAGCUGUCGAAAACCCAAUUUGGUUCAUCAAAUAUUAUACCAUUUUCGACUCGAAACCGGAAUCCUCGGGUUCGAACCCAGCUGCGAGUCGCAUCGCAGCUGAUUUCGCCCGAUGGAGGCAAGCUUGUGGAACUGGUGGUUGAUGAAUCCCUCAAGAGAGAGAAAAAGAGGGAGGCUAUUGAACUGCCAAGAAUCAAGCUUACGAAGAUCGAUCUACAAUGGGUUCAUAUUCUUAGUGAAGGGUGGGCUAGCCCACUUUCUGGGUUCAUGAAAGAAAAUGAGUUCCUCCAAACGCUUCAUUUCAAUUCGCUCCGACUUGACGAUGGUUCCUUUGUCAACAUGUCGGUUCCGAUUGUUCUCGCCAUUGAUGAUUUGGUCAAGGAUCAGAUUGGUGAGUCUCGCCGAGUCGCCCUGUUUGACCCUGCUCGUGAUGAGCCGGUUGCGAUCCUCAACGACAUUCAGAUAUACAAGCACAACAAAGAAGAACGUGUUGCAAGAACAUGGGGUACCACUGCUCCUGGUCUUCCAUAUGUGGAGGAAACAAUAGCCAAUGCUGGAGACUGGUUGAUUGGAGGGGAUUUAGAGGUUCUAGAACCUAUUAAGUACAAUGAUGGUCUUGAUAGGUUCCGUCUAUCCCCUGCUCAGCUACGCAAGGAAUUCCUCAAUCGUGAUGCUGAUGCAGUCUUUGCAUUCCAACUUAGGAAUCCAGUGCACAAUGGUCACGCUCUGCUAAUGACUGACACACGUCGUCGUCUUCUUGACAUGGGAUAUAAGAAUCCUAUCCUUUUGCUUAAUCCACUCGGAGGCUUCACCAAGGCUGAUGAUGUUCCACUGCAUUGGCGUAUGAAGCAACAUGAAAAGGUGCUUGAAGAUGGUGUGUUAGACCCAGAGACGACUGUUGUUUCAAUAUUUCCUUCUCCUAUGCACUAUGCUGGUCCAACUGAGGUACAAUGGCAUGCAAAGGCUCGUAUUAAUGCUGGUGCCAAUUUUUACAUUGUUGGCCGUGACCCUGCCGGCAUGGGUCAUCCUGUUGAGAAAAGAGAUUUAUAUGAUGCUGACCAUGGGAAGAAGGUGCUUAGCAUGGCUCCUGGACUCGAGCGACUCAACAUCCUUCCAUUCAAGGUUGCUGCUUAUGACAAGACUCAAGGCAAAAUGGCAUUCUUCGAUCCAUCAAGGCCUCAAGAUUUUCAGUUCAUAUCAGGCACCAAGAUGCGAACUCUGGCUAAGAACAAAGAAAAUCCCCCUAAUGGAUUUAUGUGCCCUGGUGGAUGGAAGGUUUUGGUGGAAUACUACGACUGUGUUGCUUCCUCUGAUAAUGGCAAGAUUCCUCAAGCCGCCGCUGCUGCUGCUGUAGCUGUUUGAUGAGUUUUUUUAGUCCCAUUUGAAACUUCUAUCGUUUGUGUGAAAUCGCUAUGAAUUCCUAUUUCCUACGAAUAUUUGUCUCGAAAACUUUGUACAUAUUUCUGUUUCUGGAUUUCUCUGGUCAAAACUUGCUGCUUGGUACCAGAUUAUGUAGGGUCCUGAGUUAUUUGCUCCCCUACCCUAAGUUCGUGGAAGCAUUUCUCGGGGAAUAUGCAUAAUUCCCCGUUCUAAUUCAAAGGCUUUCGCAAGCCAUCAUUGUAACAAAUUGGAAUGAAUAAUGAAUGAACUGUGGUGAUCUCACAUUGUAUGCUUAAUUGUUCGAAAACGUAGGGUCUUUGCGAACCUGAA
Messenger RNA from Chenopodium quinoa (quinoa), 2016 nucleotides. RefSeq names its product ATP sulfurylase 1, chloroplastic-like. Gene Ontology annotation, molecular function: sulfate adenylyltransferase (ATP) activity; adenylylsulfate kinase activity. The record is from RefSeq and is a predicted model, not a curated record. Gene Ontology annotation, biological process: sulfate assimilation. The transcript is spliced from 5 exons. Lineage: Eukaryota; Viridiplantae; Streptophyta; Magnoliopsida; Caryophyllales; Amaranthaceae. The coding region runs from base 247 to 1668 and encodes 473 amino acids.